AUGACGGAGGUUUCUGCGACUAGGCUUUACCUAGGCAACCUCCCCCGCAAUGCGACCAAGGCGGAUGUGGAAGCCCAUUUCAAUACCCACGGAACUGGCGAGAUCACGGAGAUCAAGCUGAUGAAUGGAUUUGGUUUCAUCGAGUAUAAAGAUGCCAUGGAUGCUCGCGAUGUUGUUCCUGCUUUUCACGGUUCAGACUUCAUGGGUGAACGUUUGACCGUCCAGUUUGCGCGAGGGACUCGCAAUCGUGAUGGCCCAUUCGCCAAUAACGAGAGAACUGCUCCUCGCCCUCGUCGUACCCCUCAUCGAAUGCAAAUAUCUGGACUUCCAGGUGAAACCAGCUGGCAGGAUCUAAAAGACUUCGCACGUCAAUCCAGCCUUGACGUUGUGUAUUCAGAGACGGGCCGCGACCGAGACGGCAAAGGGAGCUUCGUCGAGUUUGAGACCGCUGCAGAUCUCAAAACUGCAGUCGAAAAACUCGAUGGACGCGAGUUUAAAGGUGCUCGCGUAACCUGCGUCGCAGAUACUCAGCCUGAUGUUCCACGCGAUCAACGACGCUCUCGGUCACCGGGCCGAAGACCAUACCCUGAUGAUUAUGACCGGCGCGGACCUUCUCGAGGAUACAGUCCUAGACGUGAAGGAGGUGGGGGCUACCGUGAUAGGAGCCCCCCUCGCCGUGGCUACUACGACGACGACCGCCGAGGAUAUCGCUCUCCACCAAGAGCUCGUGGCCCAAUUGACGACUACCCGCCUCCUCGCGGCCGAUUUGAGGAUCCCUACCGUCGCGACUAUCCCCCGGAUCCAUAUAUGAAUGGUCACGGAAGGCCCCCAUAUGACAGAGGGCCAAGGGAUUAUCCACCACCAAGGGAGCGACGUGGUUAUGGAGAAGAUUAUCCACCGAGUCGCUACUAG
Molecule: messenger RNA, 912 nt
Organism: Glarea lozoyensis ATCC 20868
Lineage: Eukaryota; Fungi; Ascomycota; Leotiomycetes; Helotiales; Helotiaceae
Product: RNA-binding, RBD
Exons: 6
Coding region: 1-912 (303 amino acids)
Cellular component (GO): ribonucleoprotein complex; nucleus; cytoplasm
Molecular function (GO): mRNA binding
Source: RefSeq, a predicted model, not a curated record